Molecule: messenger RNA, 5236 nt
Organism: Osmia lignaria (orchard mason bee)
Lineage: Eukaryota; Metazoa; Arthropoda; Insecta; Hymenoptera; Megachilidae
Source: RefSeq, a predicted model, not a curated record
UAUCGUUUUUAAUUUUGUUUCUUAAUGGUUACUAUGAUAUAUACAUAUGUAAAUAGAAACAGUAAAAUGAAUAAUAUAAUGUGCUUUACAAAGUAUAUUUUUAACAAAGAUUUUAGACUCCACUAAUAAUAUGUUUAUAGCAGUAAUAAUUCAUAUAUAAGCUAAAUAUUCCAAGUAUCCAAGGAUACUUAGAAAAAAAGCAAUAUGUCUUAUGCAGAACAUGGUCCACGAAUUUUUUUAGCUAAUAAAUAUAACGCUGGAACACCACUGAUAUACGGUGAUUAUGUUUUGCCAAAAAAACGAUUGGAAGGUCGAUUAAAACUUUAUGAUUCUUGUUCAGAUAUUAGAGCAUGGAGUCCGAACUAUUUAGAAAAUUCACGUUAUUUUCGUGAACUCAAUGAAAAUGGUUCACCAAUUGGAAAAAUAAUACCAUUUCAUGUUGUGAUUGAUAAUAUAAUUCAUCUGAAUUCACAAGCUCAAAAUGAACUUCAGAUAGUUAAAGAAGAAUUGCAAAAAUAUAAAUGUCUUAAACUUUCUCCUAAACAAGAACAACAAUUACACAGUUUCGAAAAUAAAGAAGAAAUUAAGAAACGGUUGCAAAAUGAUAAUUGUACUACAUCAUUUCCUUUAAGGGAUGCAUUUGUUGAUAUUAGUAAAUCAGUAGCUACAAUUAAUUCAAAUUCAUGUUUAUCAAUUCAUAUACCCUAUAAAGGUCAUUUUCAAAAUAAUAUAAAAGAUGAAUCAACUUUACGAAAUCGAUCAAACGAAGUGUGUCCUUAUUCUUUAACCGCAUAUGAUUCAUCUUUAAAUAAUUCUAAUUUAGUACCAUCGUUUCGAAGUAUUAAAUCAUUUCUCACUGAAGGUACAGUAAAUAAAUAUAUAAAAUAUUCGCAACUUCUUUACAGUUUCAAUUUUUAUCCUGAUUUCUCAGAUUUUAGUGAAAAACCAUUACCCUGUAUAAAAUGUAUCGAUGUAGCUGUACAAGUAGAAAUGGAAAUGUGCAAUGCAGGAAAGAUAGAUAGUCAAAUGGCUAAAUAUUUCAAUAAAAGUUCAACUAAAUCUGUAAUGUCACAAACUUCAUUUGCUUACAAGUACAGCGAUGAAGAUAAUAGUAUGACAGAAACAGGCAGUAGUAGUUUACAGACAAAUAAUGAUAAAGAACAAAGUUUUGAAUGUGAUGCAUCUUGUAGUGAAAGUUCACAAAAUAGUGAAACUACAAUAGAAUUUUGUACUGAAAUGCAAGCAGAAUCGAAUCUUGAUUUACAUCAAAGGAUUCAUAAAGGAAUUAUUAUUCAAACAGAAUCAAAAAUCAUUGCUUUAGAACAUGAAUUAUGUGUGAGAGAUGCUGAUUUAAAAGAACUACAAGAUGUGAAAAAUGAUUUGGAAAAAUCAUUGCAAGAAAAGGAAGAUUAUAUCAAAACUCAACAAGAGAAUCUUAAAUUAUUAUAUGACCGACUAUUGAAAUUACAUCAGCAACAUAAUUAUGAAAUAGAAAAUUUAAAACAAAAGCUCCGUGAUUACAAAUAUUUAAUAGAACAACUCCAACAAGAUCUAUCUAAUAAAUAUGAAACUUGUCAUUUACAAUCACAAGAAAUAGAAAAGCUUAAAUUAUGUGUUAAAGAUGUAGCAAUGCUACAGUUGGAGAAAACUUCCUAUAUAGAAAAAUUACAAGAAAUGGAACAAUCAGUUAAAAAAGCUAAAACGUGCAAUUUAGCAUUGCAACAAAUAAAAAGUAUCUUGCAAGAGAAAAAUGAACUUAAAAAAGAAAAUUAUGAACAAUGUCAUAUAUUGAUAGAUCAAGAAGAAGAAAUAAAUCAAUUAAUAAAUGAAAUAUCUAUCGCAUAUGAAGAACAGAGAAAGACAAAAGAUAUAUUAGAAAAUUUAAAGGCUGAGAUUCAUAAUAAGGAUAUUAAAAUUUCUCAAUAUGAGAAAGAAUUACUUUCUAUGAAACAAGAAAUUAGUGACUUUUUUAAUAAUUUGAAACAUGCUUUAAACAAUUUGGAAGAACUCAAUGGAUUAUGUGAAGAUGUUUAUAACUGUACAAACUGUGAACUGGAUAUUAAUGAAGAAGCAAACAAUGUGUUGCAAAAUAUAAAUACUAUUAUGACAAGAUUCCAGAGUUAUAAAAUAGAAAGUCAAAAUCUUGUACAAGAAAUAGAAAAUUUAAAGCGUUGUAUAGAAAAUAAUAAACAACAAAUUCAUCUCGAUCAGAAUUUCAGAAACAUAAUUGACGAAGACUUUUAUUACGAACCUGACAUAAAUUUAAAAAAUACAAGUGGAAAGGACAACAUGAUUGUCCUAAAUAUCAAACAAGAUAAAAGUAGUACGAAUGAAAUAGAAUUGGAAGAAGUUUCUAAUUCUGUUAACAGUAAAAAUUCCUUAUGCACAACAAGCAACAAUUUAGAUAUCUAUAAACAUAAAACUGAAUGUCACAAUUACAUUAUUAAACUGGAUAAUAAGACUAAUAUCGAUAAAGUAGAAAAAGAAAUCAUUGAGUAUUUUUCACAGUCUCUAAUUAAACUUCAUUCCCUUACUCAGAAAUUAAAAAUAUAUGUAGAAACUGAGCGUCCCUUUGUAAUUAAACUAAUUUAUAAACUCCAUGAAAUUCUGGAAGAUAUUCAAUCAGCUGUUAAUAUCUCUCAAGAUAUUACAUUGAGGAAGCUACGUAUUUCUAAAUUAUAUAGCCAACAUAAAGAAGAAUAUGUAAAGUACAAUUCUUGUGUUGAAGAAGUACCCACUGAUUUAUUCAAAAUACAAAAUAGAAUAAAUGAAUUUAUUGAAGCCAUUCUAUAUCAAUUAUUAAAUGAAAUAUUACGCAUAGAACAAGAAAGUUUACAUAACAGGAAAAUUAAUUGUGCGUUUGAAAUGUAUUUCAAAUCUUGUAUCGAUCGAGUGAACAAAGUCGUUCAAGGUGCUGGAGAUCAACGCAUACAAAUAGUUGACGUAAUUGAAAAGCAACAAAGAGAGUUGCAAGAAAAGGAUACAGAAAUAGCUCAAUUAAAGAAAGAAAUAGCAGAACAUUUAGAAAGAAGAAGAGGGGAAGGUGAUUGUUUAAAUCAACAGGAAUUUGAAAAGAGCAUUGCAAUUAAACAAGAAUUAUCAAAAGUGAUUACAGAACUUAGUAAUAAAAAUGCACUUAUAUCAGAAUUAAAAGGUCAGCUUCAAAUAUUUAAAAACGAAUUGAAGAGAAAAAAUAAGAAUUUGUACAAUAUUAAAAAUAAAUUAUGGAAAGAAUGUCAACAGACAAGGAAACGGUUAACAAUGAAAAAUUUAGAAAUUAAGAAUUUAUACAAGAAGCUUCACAAUCUCUCUAAAAUAAAUGAUUUAAAUAAUGCUAUGGAAAACGAACUUUCAAAAAUGAAGAAAGAAUUAUCUGACAUUCAACUUAAAAACAGCAUCAUCCUAGAAGAACAGAAAGAAGAAAUUAGGAAAAGAAAUACGAUUAUUUCCCAAAAAGAUGAAACUAUAGUUAUCUUAAAAAAUAGACUUGAAAAAAAUGAAACCAUUUCAUCUCGAGAAAUCGGGGAACAUGAAAUUGUAGUAAAAGAAAAGGAGGAUGAAAUUGUAAAACUACAAAAUGAAAAUAAAUUGUUAGGUGAAAAAUUAAAAGAUAAUGAGAGUAAAUUCAUCAGAAUGAAUCAAACAAUUACGUCUUUAACAGAACAACGUGACAAAAUUAAUAUCAUAUAUGUGGUGCAAGAAGAUCUUGCAAAAUUAGACAAAAAUAAGGAAAAAUUGAAGGCUGAGCUUAACAGCUUGAAAGUGCAACUUGUAAAUGAUCAAAAUAACAAUAAAAAACUUGAUACUGAUUUAGGCAUAAUUCUACAUGAAAAUGAGAUUUUACAAAAAUAUGUAGAAUACUGGAAAAAUGAAAACUCUGAAUUAACAAUGAAACUCUGUAAUAAAAUUUCCGAAGAAAAACUAAAAAGCCAAUUAUAUGCUCUUUCCAAUAAUAUACUUCAAAAGCUUGAAAUCCUUAAAAAGCAAUGUACUUCAGAAGAAAAUUUAGCAAAUCUUCAAUUUAGUGAACACUCGCUGAAUAAAUGCACAAUACAUCAAGAUGAGAUAAUGCCAUUAACAACGAAUUAUAUAAAUAGAGAUUUUAAAUUAAAAACUAAUAAUCAGGAAAGAGAAAUAAAGGAAAAUGAAAUAGAGGAAGUUGAAUUGCGACAACUACUAAAUACUGCAAAUAUAACAAAAAAUAUAAAUACAACUAGUUGUACAAUGUUUAAACAGUUUGAAUCUUCAGAAAAUAACAACAGGAAAAUGAAAUACAAAACGAUAUCUUUCGAAAAUGUGCACUAUGAAGAUCAAAAUGAAAUUGAAAAUUCACUAAAUGAAAUUGAAAUUAGAGAUUGCAAAAUAAGAAAUUAUACAGAAACCAUAGAACAAUUAACACAAGAAAACAUGGACCUUCGUGCUGUUCUUAAAUCUCAAGCAGAGUAUCAAAAUAAAUUAACAUUAAUGAAGAAAAAUUACGACAGCAGUUUAAAGGCAGUGAAUGAAAGGCAUAAAAAAAAUAUCGAAAUUUUACAAACUCAGUUCGAAGACAAUUUAAAAAGUGAAAGAAUUUUUGAUUCGGAAAACUGGUUGCAGUCACUAAACAUGAAAGAAUUAAUGGAACUUAACGAACGGAUAAGCGUAAUUAUUAAUAGCAAUUCAAAUUUAAUGUGUGCAAAAAAUAAAAAUCAGUGUUUUUACGAAAAUGAUGUACACAAGGAAUUUUAUACAAAAAUUGAUGAAAUAGAAGAAAAGAUGGAAAUGAGGCCAAAAAAUAUAUAUGGAAGAGAACAAACUAAUACACGAUUAGAAAAGCAAUGGCCACUUACCAUUUUUAAUGAUAUACAAAAUUAUCCAACUUUACAAAGACAAGAUGAUAAACUUAGUUUGGAGCACAGUAUUAGAUAUCGUUAUUGCGAAGAAAAGCCCUCAGAACUGGAAAACAAAUAUGAAAAAGAAAAACAAGUAGAAAAAGAAAAACAAGUAGAAAAAGAUAGUACUUUUGAUCAACAAAGAUGGAAUUUUAUAAAGCAAUGUAGCGCAUACCAUAAAUUGAGCACCACUUACGAAUAUUCGCGGACUAUUCACACAGAUUAAUUUUAUUAGAAAGUUUUUUUUUUAAAUAAAACUUCUUAAUAAAUUAUAAAAAAAUAAUUUAUAAAAAUUUGUAACAAGUGCAACAUAUUUUUACGCACUUAUUCCAAAUUUUAAUGUUGCAAUAUUUUUGAUACUUGAU